UUUUUUUUUACCUGGCAUUUCUUCUUUGUGUCAACACACUGGUUGUUAGAUAAACUGCCAGACAAUUUCCUAAAAACUUGCAAGUUUUUCUUGCCUUUGCCCGUGACUUUUACAAGCACUGGCGCCAAUGCCUCAGCUUUGGAGAAAGAGAUUGGUCCAGAACAAUUUCCAGUCAAUGAGCACUAUUUUGGUUUGGUUAAUUUUGGGAAUACAUGCUACUGCAAUUCAGUUCUUCAGGCACUUUAUUUUUGUCGACCAUUUCGAGACAAAGUCUUAGCAUACAAGAGUCAGCCAAGAAAAAAAGAAAAUCUCCUUACAUGCUUAGCUGAUCUCUUCCACAGUAUAGCCACCCAGAAGAAAAAAGUUGGAGUAAUACCUCCCAAGAAAUUUAUAACAAGAUUACGAAAAGAAAAUGAGCUUUUUGAUAACUACAUGCAGCAGGAUGCACAUGAGUUCUUAAACUACCUGUUAAAUACAAUUGCUGAUAUCUUGCAAGAGGAAAGAAAACAAGAGAAACAAAAUGGUCGCCUACCUAAUGGCAACAUUGACAGUGAAAAUAACACCCCACCAGACCCAACCUGGGUGCAUGAAAUCUUUCAGGGAACACUAACUAAUGAAACCAGAUGUCUUACAUGUGAAACUAUAAGCAGCAAAGAUGAAGACUUCUUAGACCUUUCAGUUGAUGUGGAACAGAAUACUUCAAUCACUCACUGUUUAAGGGGUUUCAGCAAUACAGAAACUCUGUGCAGUGAAUACAAAUAUUACUGUGAAGAAUGUCGCAGUAAACAAGAAGCACAUAAAAGGAUGAAAGUAAAAAAGCUGCCUAUGAUUCUAGCUCUCCAUUUGAAGAGAUUUAAAUACAUGGAUCAGCUGCAUCGAUACACAAAACUCUCUUAUAGAGUAGUUUUUCCUUUAGAGCUUCGUUUAUUUAACACCUCAGGAGAUGCCACCAAUCCUGACAGAAUGUAUGACCUUGUUGCUGUGGUAGUUCAUUGUGGAAGUGGCCCUAACAGAGGACAUUAUAUUGCAAUAGUGAAGAGUCAUGAUUUUUGGUUGCUUUUUGAUGAUGAUAUCGUUGAGAAAAUUGAUGCACAAGCUAUUGAAGAAUUCUACGGGUUGACAUCAGACAUCUCAAAGAACUCUGAGUCUGGCUACAUCCUCUUCUAUCAGUCUCGGGAUUGAGAGGGAACUAGAGAAGAGAGAUUUUCAUGCCUCGCAUCUUCACUAUCUUGGAAUGGAGCAAGCACUGAAAAAAAGGAAAGCAGGGAGCUCCAGGGGAAGUAGCACAGUUUGCACACAACUAGGCAAAGAGUUUGGGAUUCUUAAAACCUUUGUAUCGUUUUCAUUUUAUUUGCUCAGGUAUCAUGCUGACUACCCAUCUCCACUGCAUCCCAUAAGCAAAAAGAGAGACACCAGCCACUCUUGCAGGAGCUUUCCAUUAGGUAGUACUAUCUCUGUGGUCCUAAUUCAAAGCCCAUUAAGGUCACUGGAGAACCUUUUAUGGACUUCAGUAGAAUUUGAAUCAGGUUCUAACUGCACUGCCAGGCUGGUGCAAUAGGAGCAUUAGAAAUCUGUAUUUUAUACAGACUUUGUGUAUUAAAGGUAAAGGACUCUUUGUGAACUUAGUUUCCUGUGCUUGACUUUAAAGGAACGAGGUUGGGAAGGUUACCAUGUAAGGAAGAAGAUACAUCUGGGCCCAACACAAUUGCCUUCUUGAUGGUAGUAGUUUAACUGAA
Messenger RNA from Merops nubicus (carmine bee-eater), 1736 nucleotides. Its product is annotated as ubiquitin carboxyl-terminal hydrolase 12. The transcript has 9 exons. NCBI's taxonomy places the organism in Eukaryota, Metazoa, Chordata, Aves, Coraciiformes, Meropidae. The record is from RefSeq and is a predicted model, not a curated record. Gene Ontology annotation, biological process: protein deubiquitination. Gene Ontology annotation, molecular function: cysteine-type deubiquitinase activity; cysteine-type endopeptidase activity. The annotation marks the transcript as partial. Gene Ontology annotation, cellular component: nucleus; cytosol.